AGAUUACACACACAAAGACACUUUGGCGUGCUUUAUACUUCCUAUGACCUUCGUUGUUUCGCAUUUUUCUUCUUCGUCAAGAAACUCAAUGGCAUCCGAACAAGUCCAUAGACCAUUAUUAUAAUUUUUUAAAAUUGCAUAGCACUUGCUCUUCCAGUUCAUAGAAUUCGAAACUCACAGAUUCAAAUCAAAGAAGAAGACGACGACGACAAAGAGUAAUUAUGGUCCUCCCUGUUUUAAAGCUCGGAAUACUCGCUGUGAGAACUGUCAGCAAACCCAUCGCUAAUCGCCUCAAAGAACAGGCUGGCUUCCACCCCAAGUUCCGUCGUUUGAUCAUUAGCAUCGCCCAGGCGAACCAUCGGCUCACGACAACAAUGCAAAGACGCAUCUAUGGACAUGCAACAGAUGUUGAGAUCCGCCCUUUAAAUGAGGUGAAAGCUGUUCAAGCUGCUGUGGACCUUCUUGGAGAACUCUUUGUCUUCUCGGUUGCUGGAGCUGUUGUUAUCUUUGAAGUGCAAAGAAACGCUAGAGCAGAAGCCAAAAAGGAGGACAAAUUGAAGCAAGAACUGGAGGCAAUGAGACAGAGAGAUGAAGAGCUGGCAAGAGAGGUGGUGCUUCUGAAGCAGAAACUUAUAGAGCUUGAAUACCUUGCCAGGGGACGAGGACUGGCCGGUUUUUUCAGCUUCAGACGUACUCAAGCUGAAGAUACCAAGCCAGUAAAGCAGGCUUGAAACAGCCACAAGAUUUUAAACCCAAAUAAUGCAUUUACUAUUUGGGUAAUGCAAAUAGUUAUUGAUUCACUGUUGCUGAUUUACCAAACUCUUCACGGGGAAAGUUUUUGUCUACUUUCUUUUACCUUUGUUGCCCUUGGCAAUUGAUAUAGUUUUCCCCGUUUUAUUUAUUAAAACAAGCAAAUCCAAAUUGAGGUCGUGCUUCUUUUUACGGAAAAUAAAAAGAAUGAGGAAGUUAUAGUGGUUUUGAUUCAUGACUGAGAUACAUAUGAGUUUGGGAUUGUUAUUUUUUGAAUUUUAGAUAAGAAUGACAACACAGAUUAUUUGAUAGUA
Cornus florida is the source of this 1064-nucleotide messenger RNA. RefSeq names its product OPA3-like protein. Gene Ontology annotation, cellular component: mitochondrion. The record is from RefSeq and is a predicted model, not a curated record. Bases 222 to 731 code for a protein of 169 amino acids. Gene Ontology annotation, biological process: regulation of lipid metabolic process. NCBI's taxonomy places the organism in Eukaryota, Viridiplantae, Streptophyta, Magnoliopsida, Cornales, Cornaceae. The transcript has 4 exons.